AUGUGUUCCGGCGCCCCAAGCGAAGCGCAGUCGCUUUCGAAGGCGGAAGCGGCGAGCAAGACCGUCCCGGCGACGCCUCUGUCUCCUUCGCCACGGACCAUCCAUGGUGUUCGCUGGGUCCUGACGGUUGUCAGCGUCAUCUCGAGCAUGUUUCUCUAUUCCAUGGGCAACACCAUGGUCGCAGUAAUCACCCCGGGUAUUAUAAACGACCUGGGGGGUGCCGCAAAGCUCCCCUGGCUUACUGUUGGAUUCCAACUCGGAGCGUCGACUGUAGUGUUGCCUUUCUCCAAGCUCUACGGUCUGCUGAACGUCAAGUGGUUGUAUAUCACGUCGGUGGGUGUCUUUGCGCUCGGCACCCUGCUCUGCGGUGCUGCCCAAACCAUUGAUACCUGCAUUGUCGGCCGAAUCAUUGCCGGAGUAGGCGGACUCGGCAUGUAUCUCGGCGUGAUGAACAUUGUCUCCUCUCUGACAUCCGACAAAGAACGUCCGGGAUAUAUCGGUUACGUCGGUCUCAUUUGGGGCCUCGGUACCGUCAUGGGGCCGAUUGUUGGCGGCGGGUUCGACGACUCUCAGGCCACAUGGCGGUGGUCUUUCUACUUCACUGUGUGCGCAGCUGGCCUUUUCACACCCGUCUAUCUGGGCUUCUUGCCCUCGAUGGAAAGGAGCCCGGGUAAGCCAAUGAUGGCCAAGUUGAAAUCCGUCGACUUCCUCGGCGCCAUCAUCAGCAUCGGCGCAAUCAUGUGCCUCGUUCUCGCCGUCAACCUCGGCAGGUCGCUCUUCAGCUGGAACAGCCCGCCGAUAAUCGCCCUUUUCGCGGUGGCAGGUAGCCUGUUUGCUGCUCUAGCCUUGCAGCAAGCUUUUUGUUUCUUCACAACGCCCGAGAACCGCAUCUUCCCAGUGGCCAUGCUCAAGAACGUGAACGCGGUUCUGCUAUUUAUAACCACUGCUGGUGCAAACGCGUCCGCCUUUGUCCCAAUCUUUUACGUUCCCCUGUACUUUCAAUUCUCGAUGGGAGAUAAGGCCAUAGGAUCUGCCGUCCGCUUGCUGCCCCUCAUCUUCUCCCUCUGCGCCUUCAUUAUCCUAAACGGGCGGCUCAUGGCACGGUUCAACUACAUUCAGCCGUGGUACGUUGUCGGCAGCGCUCUCAGCCUCGUCGGAUCAGUCUUCAUGUCGCAGAUUAAGCCCGAUACCCCCCUGGGCAACAUUUACGGCUUCGAAGUCUUGAUGGGUGUCGGAACCGGCAGCUUUAUGCAAUGCGGCUACGCCAUUAUCCAGCACAUCGUGUCGCCUUCGCAGAGGCCGCAAGCGAUCGGCUUCAUGAUGCUUGGUCAGUUCAGCGGCAUCGUUUUGAGCCUUGCGAUUGCCGGCAGCAUCUUCAUAAACAAAGCGCUUUCCGGCCUCGCCGCCCUGAUGCCCGACGUGCCGCACUCCAGUCUGCAACAGUCAAUCAGCGGAACCAGCGGCUCAUUUUUUCGCUCGCUGUCACCGGAAAUGCAGAAACAGUCGGUCGAGGUCAUUGUCGGCGCCCUUGCUCAGACGUUCAUUGUUGCCUACGUUGGAGCUGCUAUAUGCCUGGUUCUGAGCUGCUGCUUUACUGUACGUAUAUCACUGUUCCCUACAAAGUUGGUAAAAAGUGGACUUAUGCUAACUCUGUUAUCUUGA
Colletotrichum navitas is the source of this 1662-nucleotide messenger RNA. Its product is annotated as major facilitator superfamily domain-containing protein. The record is from RefSeq and is a predicted model, not a curated record. Gene Ontology annotation, biological process: transmembrane transport. Gene Ontology annotation, cellular component: plasma membrane. The transcript is spliced from 6 exons. Gene Ontology annotation, molecular function: transmembrane transporter activity. The coding region runs from base 1 to 1662 and encodes 553 amino acids. NCBI's taxonomy places the organism in Eukaryota, Fungi, Ascomycota, Sordariomycetes, Glomerellales, Glomerellaceae.